Messenger RNA from Cryptomeria japonica (Japanese cedar), 3597 nucleotides. RefSeq names its product subtilisin-like protease SBT1.5. Gene Ontology annotation, biological process: proteolysis. Lineage: Eukaryota; Viridiplantae; Streptophyta; Pinopsida; Cupressales; Cupressaceae. The transcript has a single exon. Bases 763 to 3114 code for a protein of 783 amino acids. Gene Ontology annotation, molecular function: serine-type endopeptidase activity. The record is from RefSeq and is a predicted model, not a curated record.
CCGACAGAUUAGUGAAUAUGGAGUAGGUGGUGGGCUGUAUUCAAUCAAAGGCGAAGGGCGUGUCAAAAUCUUGAAUAUAUUUUUAAGCAUUUUCUACUAGUAGAGGUAGUAGAUUCUCUGUUCAUGAAUACACUCUUCUACACACAGCAUCUCAUGAAUGUGAAAUCUGCUUGCCUGGAUAAGUUCCCCUUUUUAUGGUUAUGGGGAAAAAUUGACAAGUCUAGCCUGACUAUGGUUAAAUUGUCGACCCUAAUGGGUUUUGAACUAUAUGUAUGUGUAUUUAGAGAGGCAUUUGUGAAACGAGUGUUUGUGGUUAAAGCAUGUGUAAAGUCGGUUAUUGUGGGGAGCCAUAGAAGCGCAAUGUUUUCUUCAGGGUGCCUUGGAUAUAUUUUGCUUGUGUAGUAGGUUUCUGUGGUUUCUCUGCAGAUUUGAAGUGGGUUUUGAAGGGGGGUGGGGGCGAUUGUUGAGCUAGAGGCUUGAAAUGCCAUAGAAAAUCAGGUCUUUUUCCAGUUGUUUACGUAUGGUACUGCUUUCUAGUUUUUGUGUCGAAGUUUGUGCUUUGGCCAUAGAAUGUCAGUGAAAUCUGAGGUUGUUUCAGUUAAGGUUUGAGAAUUUGUGCUUGUUUGCAGUAGGCUUCUGUACUUUUUGUGUGCAGCUAUGAAGUGUGUCUAGUUAGAAGACGUUGUUGCUGGUUUUGGUUUUUUAAUCAUUAUAGGAUAAAUAAAGUGAAAAAAAUAAUCAGCUUUUAGAAACGGAUUCACAAUGGGUUUCUGCAGAAACUUAUUUAUCUUUGCUGCCAUGUUUGUUUUGCUGUGGGGAUUUGGGCUGGGGGAGAGUUGGACCUAUAUAGUUAGAGUUGAAGAGGAGUCCAAGCCAUCAGUCUUUAUCUCUCACGAGAACUGGUACAAAGCCAAAGUGGCUACUGUGAAAGGAUUGAUUGCAAAAGAAACUGAAAAUGAAGAGAGCCUUGCAGCUGUUCAAGAUGACAUCUUGAUUCAUGUUUACAAGACUGUGUUCCAUGGGUUCUCAGCCAAACUCACUAAAGAGGAAGCCGAGGAGCUUGAUAAAUCCCAUGGGGUUUUAGCUGUGAUCCCUGAUAAAGCCAGGCAGAUUCAUACAACAAGAUCACCACAGUUUCUAGGCCUGAAACCUACUGCAGGAUUGUGGCCUGAAUCAGACUAUGGGUCUGAUUUGGUGGUGGGUGUUCUGGACACUGGAAUAUGGCCCGAGAGGAAGAGUUUCAGUGAUCAUGGACUUGGGCCUAUUCCUAAGCAUUGGAAAGGUGAAUGUGAAGAGGCCGCAGGGUUUUCUAAGUCACUUUGUAAUAGGAAAUUGGUUGGUGCGAGGUUUUUCCCCAAGGGAUAUGAAGCCAUGGGUGGGGGGAUGAACACUUCUGUCGAAUUUAGGUCUCCUAGGGAUUCGGAUGGCCAUGGUACUCAUACUGCAUCUACUGCCACUGGAAGGUAUGUUUAUAAAGCCAACAUGCUUGGUUAUGCUAAUGGGAUUGCGAAAGGGAUGGCACCCAAAGCCCGGCUAGCAACGUAUAAGGUAUGCUGGAUGUCUGGUUGUUAUGAUUCUGAUAUACUUUCUGCAUUUGAUACUGCUGUUGAAGAUGGUGUGGAUGUGAUUUCGCUAUCUGUGGGUGGUGGGGUCGUACCAUAUUAUCUUGAUAGUAUUGCAAUGGGUGCCUUUGGAGCUAUGGAGAGGGGUGUGUUUGUAUCUACUUCUGCAGGCAAUGAGGGUCCUGGGGAGUUGUCUGUCACCAAUCUGUCGCCAUGGGUGACAACAGUUGGAGCAGGAACUUUAGACAGAGAUUUUCCCGCAGAAAUCAGAUUGGGUAAUGGGAAAGACGUUAAGGGAGUGUCCUUGUACAGUGGAAAGGCAUUGGGGUCUAAUUUAAUCCCCUUGAUUUAUGCAGGGGACAUCUCUGUGGGGAAUGGUAGAGAUAGUUACUCAUCUUCUCUUUGCAUGGAAGGGUCUCUGGACCCCAAGAUGGUGAAAGGGAAAAUUGUUGUGUGUGAUAGAGGAAAUAAUCCCCGAGUUGCUAAAGGGGCUGAAGUAAAACGGGCUGGAGGAGUUGGAAUGAUCCUUGCAAACAGUGAAUCAGAUGGUGAAGGGCUGGUCGCGGAUGCUCAUGUAUUGCCUACAAGUGCGGUUGGGGCUAAAGAAGCGGAGCUUAUCAGGAAAUAUAUUGCUACUACCAAAAUGCCAACUGGUACAAUCAAAUUCUUGGGAACUGUUUUGGGCAUUCAGCCUGCUCCUGUUGUAGCAUCCUUUUCUGCAAGAGGGCCAAAUCCAGAGACUCCAGAGAUUCUGAAGCCUGAUGUAAUUGCCCCUGGUGUCAAUAUCCUUGCAGGAUGGACUGGUGCAGUUGGUCCUUCUGGCCUUGAAAAAGACAGGAGGCGGACUCAAUUCAACAUAAUUUCUGGAACUUCCAUGGCUUGUCCCCAUGUGAGUGGGGUUGCAGCUCUUCUCAAAGGGGCACACCCAAAGUGGAGUCCUGCAGAAGUAAGAUCGGCUUUGAUGACUACUGCUUAUACUCAAGACAACAGAGGCCACAGAAUGCUUGAUGAAGCCACAGGCAAUGCAUCCACACCAUUCGAUUUCGGUUCAGGCCAUGUGCACCCUGAGAGAGCUAUGAAUCCAGGUCUCGUCUAUGAUUUGGGUGUCAAGGACUAUGUCAACUUCUUGUGUAGUCUUAAUUAUUCUGGGAAAGCUAUUCAGGUCAUCACCCGGAAGCCUGUCCACUGCCCUGCUCAAAGAGUGAGUCCUGGUAAUCUUAAUUAUCCUUCGUUCUCUGCAAUUUUUGAUAUGACCCAACCCAAGAAGCACUCAACUGUCUUAUUUAGAACAGUCACGAAUGUUGGUCCUCCAAAUUCUACCUAUAGAGUCAAUGUGAUUCCUCCGAGAGGAGGUGUCACCAUUACUGUAAAGCCAAAGAAGCUUGUUUUCACUAGGGAAAACCAGAAACUAAGCUACACUGUGUCAGUAACCACAAAGCAUGUGCAUCUUCUCCCUGGAAAUUCUGACAACCACUUUGGCUUCCUCUCAUGGACAGAUGGGGUGCAUGUUGUGCAGAGCCCAAUAGCCGUAACUAGGAUGAUGCCUUACUAGACUUGUUUGUGUCUGAAUCCUGAAUUUCCUGCAUGUUUUUAGGGUAGUUUUCCUGCCUGUGUUGCUGGUAUAGUUGAUGAGAUGAAACGUUGAAGCAUUUACUCAGUCAGGGUUUUUUUUGUAUAAAAAAAGAAAACAAAUAUAGAAGCUGGUGCAGACUGCAUAUUAGAUAAGUUAUUCUAGUUUUUGUAAUCAGCUGUGUAGUAUUUUGUGGUUUGCAGAGUCACCUAAGUGGUUAAGAGCACAGUAAUUCAAAUUUGGAUAAAGGUGGUUCCGACUUAUGGAUGAGCAGUUUUAAUAUAGGAUGAUAUGGAUCCAUGGAUCCUCUGAGUGCAGUGCAGUGUUCAGUAUAUCUUUUAAGGUAAAAGCUCGAAUAAUUAUCAUUAUACAAUGAUACAUUAUGUAAUAAUGGGAAGUUUGAAAGGGAAGAAACCUUAAAAAGCAUGUAUUAUUUCUUAAUACAUGAGCAAUCUUUGCAGAGCA